This is a messenger RNA of Vitis vinifera (wine grape), 2639 nucleotides long. Its product is annotated as glucosidase 2 subunit beta. The transcript is spliced from 15 exons. Gene Ontology annotation, biological process: N-glycan processing. Bases 176 to 2125 code for a protein of 649 amino acids. The record is from RefSeq and is a predicted model, not a curated record. Gene Ontology annotation, molecular function: protein binding. NCBI's taxonomy places the organism in Eukaryota, Viridiplantae, Streptophyta, Magnoliopsida, Vitales, Vitaceae. Gene Ontology annotation, cellular component: glucosidase II complex.
CUAGAGGAGGUUUCAUGAGUCUGUGUGAGUCAAAACGACGUCGUUAGUUUCUGCAAAACCUCUCCUUGUUCCCGGAUCCCACCCCUCCCUGUCUGACGAAAUUUAGGGGAAAGGGGGAAAGGGUUGUAGAAUUGCUGCCUCUGUCGACAAGUUGGUGGAGGUUUCUACGAGAAGAAUGAAGAUAUAUAUAGUUAUUCACAACCUCUUCUUGAUUUUGGGAGUGUUAUUUAUAUCUCAGAUAGGUAGAUCAGCAUCAAAAUCUCUGCUUUCCACAAACCCAUUUCUGGGAAUUGCUCCUCAAGAUGAGAACUACUACAAGACUUCAUCAGAGAUAUUCAAAUGCAAAGAUGGAUCAAAGAAAUUGAACAGAGCACAGGUCAAUGACGACUUCUGCGAUUGCCCUGAUGCCUCCGAUGAGCCUGGAACUUCGGCAUGCCCGGGUGGAAAAUUCUAUUGUCGGAAUGCAGGACAUGUUCCUCUGUUGUUAUUUUCCUCUAGAGUGAACGAUGGUAUCUGCGAUUGCUGCGAUGGGAGUGAUGAGUAUGAUGGUAAAGUAAAAUGUCCAAACACAUGUUGGGAGGCUGGAAAAGUGGCCAGAGAUAAGUUAAAGAAAAAGAUUGUAACAUAUAAAGAAGGAGUCACUCUACGGAAGCAACAGAUUGAGCAAGCAAAACUGGCAAUAGCUAAAGAGGAGGAAGAAUUAUCAAAGCUAAAAAGUGAAGAGAAAAUAUUGAAAGGGCUUGUUCAGCAGCUCAAGGACCGUAAAGAACAGAUAGAGAAGGCAGAGGAGAAAGAGCGCCUACAGAAAGAAGAAGAAGAGAAGAAGCGGAGAGAGGCUGAGGAGGAAGCUAAUAAGGAGAAAAGCAAAGCUGAGAAGGAAGCUAAUCAGGAGAAAAAUGAAGUUAAGGAGCAAGUUGGCAGUGAAGAAGAACCUAUGGAAAGUACCCAUGAUGAUAAAAUUGGAGUUUUGGAUCAGGAUGUAGAAGAGGACAAAAGCAACUCAGUAGCUGAAGUUGAGCAUACUGAUAAAUCUGAAAAUGCAUCUCCAACUGAUGGAAUUGAGCAGCAUGCAGCAGAAGGCAAGGAAGAGUCCCCAGUCGUACAUGAAACUGACCUUCAUGCUGGAAAUGAGGUGUCUCCAACUUCCGAUCAAGCUACAAAACAGGAGAAUGAUGUAGCUGAAAAUACUGAGGGAUUGUCAAGGGAAGAGUUGGGCCGCCUUGUUGCUUCUCGUUGGACAGGGGAAAAUACUGGGCAGCACACUGAGGAAGUUGAUGCUGUGAAACAUGAUCAUCAUGAAAGCCACGAAGAGACACCAGAGGACACACAUGCUGAGGAAUAUGACGGCUAUGCAUCAGAAACCGAUGAUGACAGCCAAAGAUAUGACAAUGAUGAUAUGGAAGAUCCAGUUGAUGAAGAUUUUGGAGAGGAUGAUCACUAUGAUUCAAGCCCUCCAUACAAAUCUGACACAGAAGAUGAAUCAGAUUUUUCAGAUAUAACAAGCACAAGUAACCCAUCGUGGUUGGAGAAGAUACAACAAACAGUGCGGAACAUUCUAAAUGCUGUUAACUUGUUCCAGACCCCAGUAGAUAAAUCAGAGGCUGCUCACAUACGCAAGGAAUAUGACGAGUCCAGUGCCAAGUUGUCUAAGAUGCAGUCUAGAAUAUCAAGUUUGACACAAAAGCUAAAGCAUGAUUUUGGGCCUGAGAAGGAAUUCUAUUCAUUCUAUGAUCAAUGUUUUGAGAGCAAGGAGAACAAGUAUGUAUACAAAUUAUGCCCAUUUAAACAAGCUUCCCAGGAGGAGGGCCAUAGUACUACUCGUUUGGGGCGCUGGGAUAAAUUUGAAGAUUCAUACAGAACUAUGCUGUUUUCAAAUGGCGAAAAAUGCUGGAAUGGACCUGAUAGGAGUUUGAAGGUCAAGCUAAGAUGUGGGUUGAAAAAUGAGGUUACUGAUGUUGAUGAACCAAGCAGAUGCGAAUAUGUGGCAUUGUUAUCCACCCCAGCUCUUUGCCUAGAAGAAAAGCUGAAGGUUAGUUCUUUCUACCAAAUGUUCAAUUUGCUGUUUCUAUCUUCUGCACUGGAUAGCCCAAUGGUGAAAUGUUGCAGGAACUACAACAGAAACUAGAGUUGAUGAACCAGGAACAACCUCAGGGCCGUGAUGAACUCUAAUCUGUCUGGGAUGGAAUGGAUUUACCCCAGACUUUUGCUGACUGCUUAAAUUGAUUCAUCAUUGCCCAUCUUGAAAGAUAAAAGAGACACAUAUUGGCAGCCCUUCUGAGCAAGGUUGGCUGAAGAAAUUUGAAGCAAAAGAUUUGAAGUGGAUCCUGGAAUUUUAAUGUUACUGGAGCUCGCUUGAUAUUGAGGCUUUGGAGUAGUGGUGAGAGUCAAGCUCAGCUAACCUGAUCUUGAUGUUCUUCACACUGUUCUAAUCUUUUCGAAUUGAGUUUAGAAUAAUGACAUAGUAAUCAAACAAUUAAAGGGCAGAAAUGUUUAUUGGGACUCUUUAUCAAAUAUUCAACAUCAUGAUGAAAUUUUCACUUCAUCCUCGGUACUUCACCAAGGGUCUAUUUGGAUUUGGAUAGACAAUUGUGAACCCAAGGUUCUUUUAAUGAAAACUGCGAUAAUGGUUUGUUUGGUAA